AAUUACACUACUACAAUAAUAAUAACAACCACAGUAAUAAUAAUAGUAAUAAUAGUUGCUUUGUUGUUGGUGUGUGUGUCGGGCCUAGGUGAAUAAUAGCAACAAGUAUCAAUAAUUUAAAUAGCAGUUAAGCGAAUAAUAAAUAAUAAUAGUAAAAAGAAAGUGUCGCAGACUCACACACAACGAAAAGAAGUUCGCGCGGCAAACAAUAGGAAAGAGAAGAAAAGAAACAAAAGAAAAACGCCGACAGGCGACAAAAGUUUUAUAUUUUAUUAAACGAAUCAUUUGUUUAAAUACCACAUCUGGCAAGCUAAAGUGUAAUAAGAACAUAGAAAUAUUUGGAAGAGUUAAACAAAGAAUAUCAGCCACAAAAGAUAAGAUAAAAAAGAUAAAAGCAAGAGUAAGCGAUCAAAAUGCGCAAAUUUACAGCUUUUGCGUGCGGCACAGGUGCCGGCCUGGCAGCUUUUUAUCUCCAGCGACUGCGCGAUCCCAAACAGACAGCAUGGGUGCACAAUUCGUGGACAAAUAGUGAAAGGCCGGUAGACAGUUGGGCUCUUUGGGACAGCAAUUGGGACUGCCGCGAUCCGAAAAGUCUGGUGCGCCCACAAAAGAACGAACAGCCACAAGAGCAAAAUCGCUAUAAUAGCGACUUUGAAAAAAACCAUGCCAAAUCCGCACGCCAUAUUAUACUCAUUCGACAUGGCGAGUACUUGGAUGUUGGCGAUACGGAUGAUACUCAUCACCUGACCGAACGGGGGCGAGAGCAGGCCAAAUUCACGGGCCAACGUCUUCACGAUUUGGGUAUCAAGUGGGACAAAGUCAUUGCUUCGACUAUGGUACGUGCCCAGGAGACAGCGGACAUAAUACUCAAUGAGAUCGACUACGACAAGGCGAAAGUAACAAAUUGUGCUUAUCUUAGAGAGGGAGCACCAAUUCCGCCACAACCACCUGUAGGUCACUGGAAGCCUGAGGCAUCGCAGUUCUUUCGAGACGGUGCCCGAAUUGAGGCAGCGUUUAGAAGAUAUUUUCAUCGCGCCUAUCCCGACCAGACCAAGGAGAGCUACACUCUAAUUGUGGGCCAUGGCAAUGUUAUACGUUACUUCGUUUGUCGUGCCUUGCAAUUUCCACCUGAAGCCUGGUUAAGAAUAAGCAUUAAUCAUGCAUCCAUUACGUGGCUGACAAUCAGUCCGUCUGGAAAUGUGUCCAUUAAGUAUCUGGGAGAUUCAGGUUUCAUGCCCGUUAAGCACCUCACCAAUCGCAUACCACGCGACGCUAAAAAUGUUGUAUAGAUAAUGGUCAGCACUGACACCGCAACUGCCACUCAUCAUGUUAAAUUUGCAGAUUUUGUUUAUGUAGAAACAAUCAUCCCUUUUACUAUUUUUAAAAUAUAUAUUACUUCUAUUAAUUAAUUAAACAACACAAAAGAUUGCAUAAUAAUUGUACAUUUUAAAAUGUCUGAAUCCGUUAAA
Molecule: messenger RNA, 1469 nt
Organism: Drosophila willistoni
Lineage: Eukaryota; Metazoa; Arthropoda; Insecta; Diptera; Drosophilidae
Gene: Pgam5
Product: serine/threonine-protein phosphatase Pgam5, mitochondrial
Exons: 2
Coding region: 414-1289 (291 amino acids)
Biological process (GO): positive regulation of mitochondrial fission
Cellular component (GO): mitochondrion
Source: RefSeq, a predicted model, not a curated record